AUGAGCAGUGCAGCAAGCGCUACACAGCGUCUUCAGCCGAAACGUCAAACACUCGACGAGGCUUACGCUCCACCGGCGAAUUUUCUCGAAAUCGAAGUUGUGAAUCCAAUUACGCACGGAGUUGGAAAAAUGCGCUAUACGGAUUAUGAGAUCAGGUUGAGGUCUAAUUUGCCGGUUUUCAAGCAAAAGGAAUCGAGCGUGCGACGCCGAUAUAGCGACUUUGAUUGGCUUCGUGGGGAGCUGGAAAGGGAUAGCAAAAUUGUCGUUCCUCCUUUGCCUUCGAAGUCGUUGAAAAGACAACUACCGUUUCGUUCCGACGAUGGAAUUUUCGAAGAGGAGUUCAUAGAAAAUCGUCGCAAAGGACUUGAAAUUUUCAUCAACAAGGUAGCCGGACAUCCCUUAGCCCAAAACGAGCGCUCGCUGCAUAUUUUCCUUCAGGAGCCGAUGAUCGAUAGGAAUUACGUACCUGGCAAAAUCAGACCAACAUGA
Molecule: messenger RNA, 489 nt
Organism: Haemonchus placei
Lineage: Eukaryota; Metazoa; Nematoda; Chromadorea; Rhabditida; Trichostrongylidae
Source: the annotation of a GenBank genome assembly